GCCCGUCACUUUCAUAUUCUGUCAACCACCUCGUGAGUGGUCGUUUUCCCUUCAACGCCGAAAUUGGUCGCACUCGGUCGUCGUCGGUAGCCCGAUUCCCAAGCCCACAUUGCGCGGCUAGCGACACAACGAGCGAGUACCGCAGGCGAGGAACUGGCGGACUUGCACGAACGGCUCGCCACUGAGUCGUCGAUUCGUCCCAUGUCGCCGCUGCUCGGCCUGACACGAACCUCAACAUGCUAAUGACGCGGACGCCUGUGUCGGCCUUUUCGAUUCAGAGCAAAUCGACCGCUUCCCCGUACUCGAACUCCGGGGCGAAUCGCCACCAUAGUGAUUCCGCCGCCGACUCAACGGCGCUGUUGGACGCGUCAACCGGCCGUGACGGUUUUUCCAGCGUAUCGUAUUUUACAGCAGAUACCUCGUCCGUCAUGAACGGCAUUGUCGGCUCGGCGCCGCCCGGUGCCAUGUACGUGCGGGCCCUCUACGACUACGAGGCCGAUGACAGGACGAGCUUGAGCUUUCACGAAGGAGACACCAUCCAGGUCAUUACCAGGUUGGAAAGUGGUUGGUGGGAUGGCGUGAUCAAUGGCGUUAGAGGUUGGUUUCCGAGCAACUACUGCCAGAUCAUCACGAGCCCGGACGAGAUGCCAGACCUCGAAGACGCCGGCGACACUGAGCGACUGGACGACGAACUCGACGAGCAGGAGGCUUAUGAAGAGGCGCUCGACGAGGACGACAUAUCCGACCAUGAUGAUGGCGAGGAGCUUCCGCUUGAGGGGACUGACGGGGACCGCUCCAGAGCCGAUUUCUGGAUCCCGCAGGCCACGCCGGAUGGUAGACUUUUCUACUACAACACCAUGACGGGCGAAAGCAGCAUGGAACUACCGCUAGAGUCCCCCUCGUCGCUAAACGAAACAGGGCCCCGAGACCGCAUGAACGUCGGCAUUCCGGACAGGACGAGACCGCCGCCCGAAAUGAUUGCCAGGGGCCUGACCCAGGACGAAGAGGAGGAAUCCGACGUGAACUCAGCAUCUGAGUUGGAGGGUGAGGCUUUGAUGAACGCAGCCCGCGGCCCAAUGGCCAAGACUCGCCGAUUGGGUGCUAGGGACGGCAUCUCGCCUGCCACUUCAAUGGACUCGAUGAAUGGCCAGUCCCCCGGAACAAGGGUGCGCGGUGACACACUUGCAAACGGUAACCUCCAGGCCCCCGUGGUAGGGGCAUCGACCGCGUUCACAAGCUCCGCAUUUAAUUUACCGACAGCUGCCACGAUCCCGCGUUCGUUUUUCGACGACGGUACCACCCCGCCAUUGACCUGGAGUCGGCUGGUUUCGAACAUGAAGAAGUCGGUCGAUCGCUAUCGCCAAGCGAUUGAAAAUGGCAACCGGUCAGAAUAUGUAGCACGGGCAGAGGAUAUAUCGGAUCACCUGCGCCUCCUUCUCGCUGCUGGGUCAGGCACGACCGAUAAUCACUCUGGGCAGCCGUCCAUCAUCUCGACGAACAAGGCCCUGUAUCCCCACUUCCGGGACAUGAUGUCCAAGUUCUCCAAGCUCGUCAUCUCCUCACAUAUCGCAGCCGCCGACUGGCCAAACGCCGAAUCAGUUCAGAAAUGUCUGCAGGAAGCCGACGGCGUUCUCCUAGGGGUGUUCAGCUACGUCGAAGUCGCAAGGCAACAGCGUGGCGAAGAAAUUCCACGACUGUUCCCUGGUUUCGUCAUCGGAUCAAGCGCCGGUGGAAGUUGGCAGAAUAACGGCUUGACCCCGCGCGACCCCAUAACGUCCAAUUUCCUCGAAGACGAAGAGGGCGUUGUGGAACCCACUGCCGUUCUCGAUGGCAAGCUUCUGGAGAGACUGGACGAGCUGAAGCGGAUGCUAGUGUCGAGCAUUCGCGAACUGGAGAAAAACCUGCUUGUUGGCGAUAAGGUGGUCACGCCCUAUAAGCAUGAGAUGAUCGGCAACAAUGUCUGCAUCGCCGGAGGCAAGGUGUUGGAUAUGUUCAAGCCGUGGAUUGCCAUGAUCGAGUCAAUCGACCUGUCCCUACUCGGCAAUAGCUUCCAGACCCCGCAGCUCACCGAUUUUAGCACCAACAAGCAAAGUUUGUACGACAAUAUCUCGGAUCUGCUUCUGGGCUGCCAAGCCGUCGCCGGGCCGCUAGCGGAUGAAUGGUCGGAAGUCCGGGGCCAGGCACUGGAAGAGAGGUUGGAGUAUGUCAGGCAAUGCGCCCGGGCUCUCGAGACCAACUCUUCCCACAUCGGCUUCUCCCUUCAGCUGCUAUCCGAACAAGUCUCCAUGGUCCUCCAACAGCAGGAGAUACAUGUGCGUGAGGAAGUCAUCCAACGGGAACCGCUCAGGAGGAUGGAGACCAUGCCGUACGAUCGACCGCACCAGCGAACAGAAUCCCGGGGGAUAAUGAGGCCAGGCCUACCGAUGGGGUCACAAUCCUUCACGGAAGGCGAGGCCCUGCCUGCCAAUAACUACAGGAAGGGCGACCCCUCGAAGAUGAAACGAUUCUUUGGAGAAGACCCAGAACCGGUGCAACCGCCAGUGGUCGAGGAAACUCCCGAGUUUUUGAGCCUGGAUCACGAGAGUGAUUUGUCUUGGGACCUAAAAGUGACGCCACCGGCUGUCAAGGGUGGAUCGUUGGUUGCUCUCGUGGAACAGUUGACGCGGCACGACAAGCUGGACGCCAACUUCAACAACACAUUCCUCCUCACAUACAGGUCUUUCACAAACGCACGCGAGUUGUUUGAGAUGCUCGUCAAAAGGUUCAGCACCCAGCCUCCGGAAGGGCUAACGCAGCCCGAUUACGAUACCUGGCGCGACAGGAAGUUGAAGCCGAUUCGUUUCCGAGUCGUCAACAUCCUGAAGAGUUGGCUCGACACCUUUUGGAUGGAGGACUUCAACGAAGAGACGAAGCAGCUCAUCCGCGACAUGUUCAACUUUGCCAAGGACACUAUCAAGACGGCCGAAACGCCUGGAUCGGCCCCUUUGAUGUCACUCCUCGAUCAGAGGCUUGGCGGGAAAGACUUCGGCGGGCGACGCAUGGUCCAGACAGUGAACCAAAACACCCCAUCGCCCAUCAUGCCUAAGAACAUGAAGAAGCUCAAGUUCCUCGACAUCGAUGUGACCGAGUUUGCGCGGCAGCUCACCAUCAUCGAGUCCCGGUUGUACAGCAAGAUCAAGUCGACGGAAUGCCUCAACAAAACGUGGCAGAAGAAGGUCGGGGAAGGCGAGCCAGAGCCUGCGCCGAAUGUCAAGGCCCUCAUUCUGCACUCCAACCAAAUGACCAACUGGGUGGCCGAAAUGAUUCUGUCACAGACUGACGUCAGAAAACGUGUCGUCGUCAUCAAGCACUUUGUGGCAGUUGCUGAUAAAUGCCGGCUCCUGAACAACUUCUCUACCUUGACCUCGAUCAUCUCGGCCUUGGGCACCGCGCCCAUCGCCCGCCUCAAGCGCACAUGGGAUCAAGUCCCGCAGCGCAUCCAGGCCACCCUGGAGGUCAUGCGUAAGCUGAUGGCAAGUACCAAGAACUUUGGCGAGUACAGGGAAGCUCUGCACGGUGGCAACCCACCUUGCAUUCCCUUCUUUGGUGUCUAUCUCACGGAUCUCACCUUCAUUGAGGACGGUAUCCCGUCCAUCAUCAAGAAGACCAAUCUCAUCAACUUUGCCAAGCGGGCAAAGACAGCCGAGGUGAUCCGUGACAUUCAGCAAUACCAGAAUGUGGCCUACUCUCUGCAGCCCGUGCCGGAGCUGCAGGAUUACAUCCUCAGCAAUAUGCAGGCUGCCGGCGAUGUUCAUGAGAUGUACGACAAGAGUCUGCAGAUCGAGCCAAGGGAGCGAGAAGACGAGAAGAUCGUGAGGGUCUUGGCCGAAUCUGGCUUCCUCUGAGUGAAGCAGGACUGAAAGCCGCCCCACCACUUGUGCUCCUCGUCACACAAACACAAUAAUGUUUUGUGCUCAGGGCCCUUGGGUGUGAACGAGCUGUUCCCUAUCAGCCACAUCCUUGGCCAAGUAAGACGACGG
This is a messenger RNA of Chaetomium fimeti, 4019 nucleotides long. Its product is annotated as ras guanine nucleotide exchange factor domain-containing protein. Gene Ontology annotation, molecular function: protein binding; guanyl-nucleotide exchange factor activity. NCBI's taxonomy places the organism in Eukaryota, Fungi, Ascomycota, Sordariomycetes, Sordariales, Chaetomiaceae. The record is from RefSeq and is a predicted model, not a curated record. The transcript is spliced from 4 exons. Gene Ontology annotation, cellular component: plasma membrane. The coding region runs from base 237 to 3884 and encodes 1215 amino acids. Gene Ontology annotation, biological process: Ras protein signal transduction; positive regulation of GTPase activity.